AUGGCAGGUCCGAUCCAGCAGCUCAGUGAGUCUACCGUGAUCCGCAGCCUCAGGCGGUUCAGGGACAGAUAUUUCCCAACCAGUGGUAAAGUUAACAACGAUGAUGAUGAUAAUGUGGGCAUGGACGAUGAAGAAUCACAGCCUUGUUAUUUGGACAGCUUACCGGUGGAUGUUCACUUCCUGAUUAUGACCUUUCUGUCUCCUGCGGAUAUCUGCCGCCUUGGAGCAACCAGUCAGUACUGGAGGGCCAUGGUUAGAGAUCCAUUGCUGUGGAGAUUCUUCCUUCUCAGGGACAUGCCCUACUGGCCCUCCAUAGACCAUUUGACCAUGCCCCAACUGGAGCUGUUGGAUUCACCACUAGUCAGCGAAAACGAGAUCCUGGACGAUACAGAAGAAGAGGGAGACCAAAGGAUGGAAUCAAAACUGGACUACAUGGCGGAAUACCUGAAAGGAUGCCCAUCCUGCAGACAAAAAUGGCUUCCUUCACGGCCGACAUACAAGGUUGUGACCUCGUUCCUCCAGUCUCUGGUGCCCUCAUCUGAGCCACGUUAUGCCAUGUUUGGCCCUGGCAUGGAGAAGCUGGAUGUCUCUUUAGUCACAAGGCUCAUGCGUGCCCCAGAUGUGCUUCCUGUCUCGGGCACUCCACACAGACAGAUAAAUGGAAUUGGUUCGGGGAUCAGUUACAUGUUCAAGAACCAGCACAAAUUCAAUAUCCUAGCUCUUUACUCAACCAAUAGGGCUGAGAGGGAAAGGGCCAGAGUGGAGCAGCAGAGUAUCAGCAGUAAGCUCUUCACUUUUGAAGGAAGCGAUGACUCAGGUUACCCAGUCUACAGCCCUGCUCCUCAUGUGCAACAAGUGUGCCAGGUGGUGGAUGGUUUCAUCUAUGUGGCCAAUGCAGAGCCUGGAAGAGAAGAGGGUGAGUCUGAGGCGGCUCAGAUCCGCGCUGUGCUGAGCUCCAUCUGGGGCUCUACAUCCAGGCCUCUGCUGGUGCUGUCGUGUGUCUCCAGGGAAGAAACUGAAGGUGCCAGCACCACCAGCCUACAUGCAAGUGCCAGCAGAAACAGGACUAGGUGUCGAACUGCCUGCGUUGACAUGGCAAAGAGACUCGGUCUGCCCCAACUGGCUAAUCCCUGGAUGGUGCAGGACACAGUAGCAGAAUCCUUGUCAGGACUUCUGGAUGGCAUUUCUUGGUUGCUGAGAUGCUCUGGAGUCAAACUCUAGAGUAGUUAAUUAGUAGCUACUCUAAGUCCAGUUGCUGCCAGAAUUAAAACCACAGAGCUCUUUGCUGCAUCAUCCUGACACCAGGACAUACUACAGCAUUUCCUGAGUAAUGUAAACCACAUGUGCACUGAAUGUCUCAGGGCUGGAGCUUUGCCCUUGGAAUUUAAUGAAUUGGAUGAGCAGCGGAAGUGAUGGGUCUGCCAGAUUAUUCAUCUGACAGGGAAGCCAUUCUUAUUUACAGAAAGAGUCAUAUGAAGGAGUUAUGGCAGGAUAGAAGAUUGUACAAACACCUGGGAGCUUCACAUUUAACCCAUAAACUGGUCUUGCCAAAUGCUGAGUAGUUCUAUGGGACAGCAGCGUAAUAAGUGCCUCCUUUGAAGUUAAAGUAAUAUUGGUUGCUGUGAAUGAAAGAACAUUGCUUGUUCAAUGCAGAAAAUCAAGAACACACAGCUACACAGCCUUUAGAAAUCCAAACAUAAAAAAGCAGUAAAAUCCCAAUUUGACUCAAUUUAUGACUCUCUCACUGUGAAAGCCCAGUAUUGUGUUUAACACUGGAGUUGUAGAUAUGUUUGCCAUGACAUUUUUCAAUGUUUGAUUGAUGGUUUGAAAAUGUCAAAAAUGAAUAUGAAGUCGUAAUUAUUUGCCAAGAACAGUAAAAAGUCAGUUUAUAUAAGCUUCAAACUCCACCUCCUUGCGAUCAAUGAUUGUGCAUGUACUAAAAUGUGUUUACUUUAUAUUAAAUGUUAUUUUAUAC
Messenger RNA from Scomber scombrus (Atlantic mackerel), 1975 nucleotides. RefSeq names its product F-box protein 4 (gene fbxo4). Gene Ontology annotation, cellular component: SCF ubiquitin ligase complex. The coding region runs from base 1 to 1221 and encodes 406 amino acids. Gene Ontology annotation, biological process: SCF-dependent proteasomal ubiquitin-dependent protein catabolic process; protein polyubiquitination. The record is from RefSeq and is a predicted model, not a curated record. NCBI's taxonomy places the organism in Eukaryota, Metazoa, Chordata, Actinopteri, Scombriformes, Scombridae. The transcript has 7 exons. Gene Ontology annotation, molecular function: protein binding.